This is a messenger RNA of Caenorhabditis bovis, 1479 nucleotides long. NCBI's taxonomy places the organism in Eukaryota, Metazoa, Nematoda, Chromadorea, Rhabditida, Rhabditidae. The record is from the annotation of a GenBank genome assembly.
AUGGGUUCAGAAGCUAAAAAUGAGCAACAGGCAAAUGAAAAUGAGGCGGCCACAUUUAAGGUUUACAAAGAACGAUGGCUGGUCCUUGCUGUGUGCUGCUUCUUGGCCCUCUCUAAUGCAAUGCAAUGGAUCAGUUUUUCAUCUCUAGUUACUCAAACUCAAAACUUCUACCGUGGUACUCAGCCGGGAAACGGAGGAUUCGGAUACGACGUUUCACUAAUCACCAAUCAAAUUUUUCAGUUUGUCGCAGUUUUCACCGGCUUUGGCGGUAUGUAUAUAACAGAUAAUCUCGGUAUUAGAGUGGCUUGUCUCUUAGGAACAACACUAAAUGUUGUUGGCGCCACAUUGCGCCUUGUUGCCUCAAAUCCACUCAUCGAAUCAUAUCUUGUGAAAGAGCUUAUUUUGCAUUCUGGAUCUUUUAUAUGCGCUUCAGCACAGGCAUUCUUUCUCGUUCUUCCUUCGAAAAUCGCAGAGUGCUGGUUCCCAUGCGACCAGCGAGCAAUUGCCAAUGUUUUAUCGUUUGUUGCAAAUCCGGCCGGUGUCGCACUUGGAACUAUUAUACCCUCACUCAUUUUUCCCCCUAACAAAUUGAUCUCAAGCUCAUGGACAUUUUUUCAAUUUACCUUAGGAAUGGAAUUACUUGCAUUAUUUCCAUUUAUACUCGCUCUAUUUAUAAAGCACAAAAUUCCCCCAACCCCACCUUCGUUGUCAUCGGCGGCGCAUCAAACUGCUAGAGGAUUUGGAGCCUCAAUUAUUUCAUGUAUUACGAAUGUCCAAUUUGUGAUUCAGAUGUUUAUUUUUGCGUUUGCAUUCUCAUUGCUGUGGAGUUUAAUGAUCUACCUUGAAAGUAUACUAAACAUUCAAGGAUAUAAUCUUCAAGGAUAUCCUACCGCCGUUUGUGCCAUAGUUGGAACCUUAUCGUCGUUACUGGCUGGUCAUGUUGCUGAUAAAACAAAACGUUUCAAGGAGAUUAUUCGUUUCUGCACAGUUGGUUUCGCUCUUUGUAUAAUAUGCUUACGAUGUUACCUUAUGUAUCCUUACGGAGGUGUUCACAGCACCAUAAUAGUCUAUACACUUUGUGGGUUACUAGGCGCAUUUUCAAUUCCACAAUUUCCAAUUGGCGUAGAAUUGGGCGUCGAAACCACGUUUCCCGUUCUUGAAGCGACAUCAUCAGGAAUUCUUGUAAUUUCCGGUUCAUUAUGGAUGUUCAUAAUUCCAUUUUUGCACGAAGCCUUCGAUGACUUGAACUGGUUUUACAACACUGGCGAAAAUGAGAAAAAUUGGCAAUUGGCGCUGGAUUUGAGUUGUUUUAUUGCUUGCGUAUCGGUAAUACUAUCGAUAUUCUUCAUGAGACCGAGAUAUCGGCGGCUUGAAUUAGAAGAAUCAAAAGUGUCUCAUCAGACUUUAUCACCGAACUCUUCAAGAUUGACAGAAGAAAGUCUUGAAACUCCCCGAUCACUUGCAUUUGAAAUGCAAUAG